Podospora bellae-mahoneyi is the source of this 5080-nucleotide messenger RNA. RefSeq names its product Histidine kinase osmosensor (gene SLN1). NCBI's taxonomy places the organism in Eukaryota, Fungi, Ascomycota, Sordariomycetes, Sordariales, Podosporaceae. Gene Ontology annotation, biological process: protein autophosphorylation; phosphorelay signal transduction system. Gene Ontology annotation, cellular component: plasma membrane. Gene Ontology annotation, molecular function: phosphorelay sensor kinase activity; histidine phosphotransfer kinase activity. The transcript is spliced from 2 exons. The coding region runs from base 900 to 4445 and encodes 1181 amino acids. The record is from RefSeq and is a predicted model, not a curated record.
UCAGCAUUGAUAACAAUCCCAUGCCGUCCAACCAAGAAAGCGAUCGAUCGAAAAUGGGCACGCUCGGCUCACUCAGCAGACAAGACUUCUUGAGAUCAGCGAUCACCAAGCGAUGAAGCGAUGAGGUGCAGCGACCAACAGGCAUGGGACAUGAAGUGCCUGCAACGGCUUGGCAGCACUGUUCUAGGCCCGACCGAAGGGCCGGGACGAAUCAGACCAGAGCUUGCAAAUAUCCGUGUCCGCCUUCAGGGUGGUUGCUAGCCCCGACGGGCAUAGCGUGGACGUGUUCGCUCAGCUUCCCUGUCCCAAAAAUCCUUGGAACCUGGAGAUUUGCUCCAUCUGAACCCGCGAAUCCGCCGCCGCAAUCAAUUGAGAGCCUCGACAGGUUCUCGCCCUGGGGCUAGAAGCUCAGAGCUCAGACGUCGUUUACGGUUUUGCUUUUUGAUUGAUUUCGUCCUUCUAUCAUCUGUCUGUCAGUGCUGUCAGUCUGUCCGUCUCUCGUCCGCCUUGUGCCUGUCCUGUUCGUCUUCUUUGUCAGCCACGUGUUGUCCCCAGCAAUCAGAUCAUCCGAACCUCCUGACCUGACAGGCCCUCCCGAUCUAUCUCGGCUUGCUUUGACUAUCUGAAAACCGAACCGACGCACAUAACCCACAGACGACACCUGUCGGCCACCAUCCUGUCCACAUCUUUAUGACUCGGUCGAGCCGGUAUUGAGUCCAAUCGCCGUUCACCUACGAGCAACCGAAGCCCUGGAUAUCGCCUUCCCUCCCCCGAACUGUCACGAUACGGUCCCGUCGACACGCCCAUCAAGCUCUGAGCCUCCCUACAGCAAGCAGCAUGCAUUGGCCCCGACAGACCCGUCCAGACUGUCUUUUAUAGUCUGCCGAAGUCUGCCGAAGAUGAGAGUCGCGAUCCGGGAGCAGCUCGCAGCCCUUGUGAUAUUUGCCGUCCUCGUUGCGCUCGCCAUUGUCUCGAUUCCAACAUGGAUAUUUGUCAACAAUUUUGUCAUUGGCGUUGAGUCGGGUGGUCUGCUUCUGACUGCCUCGCUCAAGGCUGCAAGGAUAUCAUCCGAAAUCGAUCUGAUUCAGACAACAUGUCUUACCAUCUCGACGCGCUUGAUGCUGCAACAAGCAUUCAAGAACUAUUAUCAAGGGAAAACCGAACCUGGAAGCGAAGAUCCCUGGGUGGAAGCCGUCGCCGAUCUCAAAAGCGCUCUCGGCAGCUCAGGCUUCUCGGGACUUGUGCAAGGCCGCUUAUACUCGAGGAAUUCAACCGGCAAUGCCAAUGGGCUAUUGAGUAUCACCGGAAAUGGAAACGGUGGCCCCAUUUAUCUUCCCUACCUGGGAAGUAACGGCUUGCCGGUUGUGCUUGGAGACGAUACUUAUGGCAACGGCUUCCCGCCCAUGCUCUAUCCAAACAUCAGCUACCGAAACAACGGCCGGCAACACCAGUUCGUCAACACGACAUCCUUCUCCGCCGAGGUCUUCCCCGGCGUGUCUCUCGGCAACGGAAGUGAUGGAAAUGGCAUCCUGCUUGGCCCUCUAGUUGUCAACUCCAGCUUUGCCCUGGUUUCCAUCACCGUUCCCGUUCGCCAGAACGACCAGCCCCGUUAUAUAUUGGGAUACAUGACACUCGUUGCCACUGCGAAUACCUUGAUAGAUGUUCAGAGGUCUCGGGAAGGGCUGGGUCGCACGGGAGUGGUCCUUUUCAUGGGCUCUACGAACCCUUGGAAUCACUUUGAGAGGCGGGUAGCGGCAUCGAAUGAAACAUGGCAACCGCCGCCGGACGAGUUCUCCAAAGAAGAUAUACACUUCCUCCUCCCACCCCAUCCGCCAGAGGAUCAGGAUGAUCGUCAUGACCAACACAGUUAUGAGUCGGGAAACUUUGGCACUCCUUUCCCCGUAACUUCUUAUCCCAUGGUUCACGACGUCUUCCGCAAGCAAAACCUUGAGCAUCCCAACUAUGCAAUCAGCGACCUGACUACUACCAACGAACAAGGGCACUCGGUGGCGGUGGGUGCUGCCCGACCGCAAACAUCACUGGUGUCAUGGGCUGUGGUGGUGGAACAAGAUGCAAAUGAGGCUUUUGAACCCAUUCACACCCUCAGGAGCAUCCUCUUGGCCUGUGUGUUUGGCACCUUGGGACUUGUGCUGCUCCUGAUCUUCCCUUGCGCCCAUCUCAGUGUUAUGCCUAUUUUGAGGCUCAAGUCUGCCACAGAGAAGUCGAUCGCCCCGCCAGGUUACGAGGAUGAAGACAGCGACUCAUAUGACGAAGAAAACCCCAGCUCGGGGGGCACAACUUCCGGGCGGCUAUCCGAAAAAACGAUCGUGGGCAAGAUUCGCCGUCACAUCCGCAGACGCAGACGAGCCAAGGCUCGGCAGGGCAUUUCGAAUGAACCCACUCGUCGACAGUUCAAGAUACCAGCACGUGUGGAGGACCGCAAGCACUUUGUGACGGACGAGCUGACGGAGCUUACGCAAACAUUCAACGAAAUGACGGAUGAACUUCUGAAGCAAUACACCUCGCUGGACGAGAAAGUGGCCGAACGGACCAGGGAGCUCGAGAUCAGCAAGAAGGCUGCCGAGGCUGCAAACGAGAGCAAGACCCUGUUUAUCGCCAACAUCUCGCACGAGCUCAAGACACCGUUGAAUGGAAUUAUGGGCAUGUGUGCAGUUUGCAUGGAGGAAGACGACAUCGUUCGCAUCAAGCAAUCACUCAAAACGCUCUACAAAUCGGGAGAUUUGCUGCUCCAUCUGCUUGAGGACUUGCUCAGUUUCUCCAAGAACCAAAUUGGGCAACAAGUCAGCCUUGAAGAGCGGGAUUUCCGGUUGGGUGAGGUUCGAUCACAGAUGCUUGCCAUUUUUGACAAGCAAGUCCGGGAGAACAAGGUCAGCUUUGCUGUUAACUUUGUCGGCACCGAAUACAUCGACGGAAACCCAAGUCCAGAACGGACAAGCAUCGACAAACGGCUUCCUGCUCUGGGCCCCCCUGGUGUCGGCAGGUUGAAGGAUAUGUGUCUCUGGGGAGAUCAGCAUCGUAUCUUGCAAGUCAUCAUUAACCUGGUGAGCAACAGCUUGAAGUUCACGCCAGCAGGAGGCAAGGUUGAGCUCAGGAUCAGGUGUCUUGGUGAGAUCGAGCAGCCAAGUGAUGAGAGUAGGACAUCGUCCUUCUCCAAAAAUGGGUCCAACCGCCCGGGACGAACGCGUCAUCGCAUGGGUUCCGGGUCAACACAUUCGGCCAGUUCCAAGGGCGGGCAGUCUCCAGCGUCACCACCACCAAAAACAGAUGGCACGGCGCUCUCCAUCAACCCCGUUGAUCGAAAGGUUUCCACCCACAUUCAAAUCAGAGAGCGCUCACCAACACCUCCACCGCCGAAUGCAAGAACGUACAUGUUCGAAUUCGAAGUGGAAGACACAGGCCCUGGUAUCCCCGAGCACAUGCAGCAAAAGAUCUUUGAGCCUUUCGUACAGGGCGACUUGGGCCUGAGUAAGAAGUAUGGCGGCACCGGUCUGGGACUGAGCAUCUGCUCGCAGCUGGCGACCAUCAUGGGCGGUAGUAUCUCGCUGAAGAGUACUGUUGGUGUUGGUACGACGUUCACCAUGCAGAUACCACUCAAGUACAUUAGAGAUCGUACAGCAUCCAGUAGUAUUGGGUCUCGUCCACAGAGCGUGUCUUCAGCAGACGGGCGCGCGGCUGCUGAGGCUGACCGGCGGAAUUCGCUAUCUAGAGCCUCCAACGACGUCCAGCCUCCGCCAUCUACCGUGCUCGAUAAGCAACCCCGCCUAGUAGGCCUGAGACAGCCAUUUUUUGCGACAAAUCUCACAGCCCGCCCUACUGCGGAGGAUCAGUUGGCCGUGAUUGAUCGCGCCAUGGAAAACAAGCCACCUGAGCAAGGGAAGCUCCGCGUCCUCGUGGCCGAUGACAACUCGACCAACAUUGAAGUUGUCAGUCGAAUGCUCAAGCUGGAGGAUAUCUACGAUGUGACCAUUGCCAAGGACGGGCAAGAAGCAUAUGAUCUUGUCAAAGCCAACAUGGAGAACAACCAGCGCUUCGAUGUCAUUUUCAUGGACAUUCAAAUGCCAAAUCUCGAUGGUCUCCAGUCCACUCGAUUGAUCCGAAAGAUGGGUUACUCUGCUCCCAUUGUUGCUCUGACCGCAUUCUCCGAGGAGUCCAAUGUCAAGGAGUGCAUGGAAUCGGGAAUGGAUGAGUUCCUGAGCAAGCCUAUCCGACGGCCGGCAUUGAAACAAGUGCUCAAGAAGUUUGCCACCAUUGAGGAAGAGCCCGAGACAUCAAGCUUGACGACAAAGAAAACCUCGCCAAACCAGACCCCGGCACAGACGCCAGGCCAAGAGAGCUCCGAUCCCCUUGCUCUCACCAAUGGAGACGCCGCUGCACCUAAGGCUAAGGGAACUGCCCAUGGCCCUCGUAUAAAUGGUUCGGCCUGAACUGGAUCUUGAUCUCCCGCCUUUCGAUACACUUUCUGUCAUAUCUCUUAUAAUCUGGCGGUUGCUUCUUGGACGAAGAUAUAAUCAGCAUACUAUUUCGGUGCAAGGCAUUUUCGGAUUUCGGUCUUUUUUCUUCUUCGUUCUUCCGAGCAAGGCGUAGGGCGUUUGCUGUUUUUUUUCUCUUCUAGCACGAUUCCAACGCCCAAUCUGCUUUUUGGGCGGGUUUCUAGAAUGCUCGGUGGGUUUGCCGUCUCUGCUGCUAUGCUGGACGGGACGGGCUUGCCCGCCAGGAUCUGCUAUAUCUAUCUUCUUUGCUCUUUAUUCUUUUCUUAAACCUUUCUCAUUGAAGUGUAGGAUUGGCCAAGAGCUUCUUGGGAUGGGGUAGCUCGUGUAUAUGGGCCAUAUUUUUUUUUGGGUAUCUAGUGUUGGACCGGCAAGGCAAGGGGAAUAAAAAGGGUCAGUCGGGUUUUCUUUGUGCCAACGACCAACAUAAAAACUGGUCAGGAGCAAAAACGAGAGAAGAUGCAGAGGUACAUAGUAAUUUUUCUUGUCAAUUUGUUGAUGGGAUGGGUGGCCGCGGUAGGCAGAGGUUGCUUAUGAGGUUGGAAGGGUGUGGUUAGUUUGCAAAUAUAGGA